UUCGGCCACAUCCGUAGACAAUCUCAGAGGGCGUGACUAAAAACCGGGACCUGGAAAAAGUCGGGAUAACCAGUCGGGUUGAGGCAGGCAACAUCGCGGUUCGAGUUUUGUUGAUUUUACAUAUUUGCAUUUACAGAAGCUUCGCAGCUUCUAUCGCGUGUCGAUCGCGCGCCUCGAGAUGAGCACCAAGGAGAAUUCCACGGCGCCGGCGAAGAGCACGAACGCGGCGAACGCGAAACCCUACGGUAAGAUUGUGCUUACGUUGAAGAAUUGCCUCUUGCCGGAAGAGAAGCUCAACUCCACUCCAUCGUAUUUGGACGGCUUGGACGCGGAGACCGAAACAGAUUUGCGGAUAUUAGGAUGCGAACUCAUACAAACGGCCGGUAUUCUCCUUAAGUUGCCACAGGUCGCAAUGGCUACUGGACAAGUGAUAUUCCAACGAUUUUAUUACAGUAAAUCGUUAGUUAGGCACAAUAUGGAGACAACUGCAAUGGGUUGCAUCUGCUUAGCUAGCAAAAUCGAGGAGGCACCUAGACGCAUCAGAGACGUGAUCAAUGUUUUCAAUCAUGUUAAGCAGGUUUCUAGUCAAAAGCCGAUAACACCUGUAAUUCUCGAUCAGAAUUACGUAGCACUGAAGAAUCAGGUGAUCAAGUCCGAGAGGAGAGUGCUGAAGGAGCUGGGCUUUUGUGUUCAUGUGAAGCAUCCUCACAAGAUCAUAGUGUUGUACUUGCAAGUCCUCGGAUACGAAAAGAAUCGCACUCUAAUGCAACAGAGCUGGAACUACAUGAACGAUUCGUUGCGCUCCGACGUGUUCCUGCGUUAUCAGCCAGAGACGGUGGCAUGUGCAUGUGUUUAUCUGGCCGCUCGUCAACUACAAGUGCCACUUCCUACCUCACCGUCCUGGCUCUCGCUCUUCCGUGUCAACGAAUCGGCUAUCAGGGACGUGUGCCGUCGUAUACUGCGCCUCUAUUCCCGGCCACGCGUUAAGCCUGAGCAGCUAGAGAAACGUGUAGAAGAGCUGCGACGUCAGUACGAGGAAGCCAGGACCAAAGCGCGAGGCGGCGACGUCGACGGGCACACACCGAGUCCGCCAUUGCCGAAACACCACAACGCCUGGGGUGGAUUCAUCAGUCGCAGCGGUACACAUGCGGCUCCGGAAAGAACAAAAUCACCCAGACGCUCGAAAUCACCGAGUACUUCGCCGUCACGAGGUGAAGGCACUAAACAUUCCAAGCGAAAGAAGCACAGCAGAAGCAGAUCCCGAAGUCACAGUCCACGCGGCAGAUCCUGCAAACCCAAGAAAACUCAGCGGAGACGAUCAGGAAGUCACAAAUCGUCACGUAGCCGUUACAGGUCGCGAAGUCGAUCUCGUGAGAGGGAUUUGGAGAAGUCGAGCAAACAUCGCAGCAAACAUAGGCGGCAUUAAAUUUAUACAAUCGAUCCUCGACAUGUAAAAUCGGUUACAUGCGAAUUACACGGAUUAUAUAUAAUGAAGUUGGAAGCUUUACCAAAUUGUCAGAAUUGAGAAAUAUGGGGCACAAUAAUAAUAUAAUUAAUAAUAUAAUUACUGUGUGGAAGCCCAUUAGUAAUUAUUCUCAAUGAUGGAAUUUGGUGGAAUCACGAAUGUAUCGUGAGAUAUCACGAUUAAGCUUAAUAAAUAAUUGAUUUGUAAUAUAUAUAUAUAUAUAUAUAUAUACACACACACACACAUACACACACACAUAUAUAUAUAUAUAUAAUAUAUAUACAUAACAUAUAUAUAUACAUAUAUGUAUGUAUAUAUGUGUGUAUAUAUAUAUAUUUAUAUACACACAUACAUGUAAUAAAACUUUAACUAGGCCUAUUGUAAUUUACCUGGAAAACAUUUGGUUUCAAUGAAUCCUCGUGGUAAUUAAUGGAUUAUAUAUUAGAUAUCCUUAUUGGCAUGUUUUUGUAAUAAUAUAAUUUACAUAAAAAAUUGAGAUCAUCGAGCUUUUUAUAA
Messenger RNA from Odontomachus brunneus, 1981 nucleotides. Its product is annotated as cyclin-L1. The record is from RefSeq and is a predicted model, not a curated record. Gene Ontology annotation, molecular function: cyclin-dependent protein serine/threonine kinase regulator activity. Gene Ontology annotation, cellular component: nucleus. Bases 179 to 1426 code for a protein of 415 amino acids. Lineage: Eukaryota; Metazoa; Arthropoda; Insecta; Hymenoptera; Formicidae. Gene Ontology annotation, biological process: regulation of transcription by RNA polymerase II. The transcript has 4 exons.